Messenger RNA from Gilbertella persicaria, 1448 nucleotides. RefSeq lists its product as uncharacterized. The transcript has 4 exons. NCBI's taxonomy places the organism in Eukaryota, Fungi, Mucoromycota, Mucoromycetes, Mucorales, Choanephoraceae. The coding region runs from base 101 to 1261 and encodes 386 amino acids. The record is from RefSeq and is a predicted model, not a curated record.
UUUGCAUAAAUGAAAUAAAACGUCGCGUAUUUUUUUUCUUAAGCGCGAAUUGAUUGUCCGUUUAUGGCUUUCCUCUUUUUUUUUUAUUAUUGUUUGUUCCAUGAAUAAAAAGACAAAGAAAGGUUAUCUUUGGGCUUUUGAGCAACAAGACAAAUGGGAUGAUUUAUGUUCAGAAAAAAUACUUCAACUGGACCAAAUAGCCAAAUCACAUAUGGACUGGCUUGAUAGACAUUCUACUGCAAGUGAUUUGAUAUCUUGGAAAAGACCUGCGAUAGACUUGAAAAGAUACAGUAGUCUAGUACAAGACGUGAAGCAGCCAUCAGUGGAUGAAUCCUUCGAUCAAAAGAAACUAGAUUCACUCGAUCAAAAGGAAAUCGAGUCUUUGCCAGAUCACGACAUAAAUCAUCAUUCCGAGCAGUCGAAUGAAGUACAUGAUAGUAAAGCAGAUUCACCAAAGCAAUCUCAAGACGAUGCCCAACCACCAAUAGAUACGCAGUCAAAAGAUACUAAGGACCCGCCUAAAGAUAAAAUAGAGAAUAACACGGUAGAACAAAAGAGUACUAUAGAGAUUAGAUCAGAUCAAAGUGACAUCACUGUCAGUAGCAUGCCCCUUUCUUCUUCACAACAAAGACAUGUAUCAGACAUAGUGCCUGAUUCAACAGAAUACGAUGAACAAGACGACGAAAUACAGUUGGUUGUCUAUAAACGUCAUUAUGAACCCAAAAGUCCUAAACGAGAAGAAUCUCCUCCACCCUCUUCUGUGAUGCCUAUGAUAUCUCCUCCGCCUCCUAUCAAAACUAUCGCAUCCAGCAUGCCAUUUAAACCGCAUAAUUCAUUUAUGAGCCGACUAUUUCGUAUGGGGGCCAUCAAAAGAACUAAAGAAGAUUCCCCGCUGUCUGCUGAUGUAAUUACAACACGACCACUCUCAAGUUCACCAAAAAGUACGGCUGUUGAUAUCGGUGGAUCCAUUGUGCAUCCAACCAUGGAUCAGCCUAUUCAAGUGAAUGAUGUUGAGCCCCAAUUAAAGCGACCUCGCAUUUUAUUAGAAGCUAAAAAGACUGCUAAACCACCUAAACAAGAAGAAACAGAACAAGAAGAGUUUGAAAUUCCUUCUUGGGCAGAAAGUCCUGAACUUGAGCAACAUUUAAGAAAUCAAUCAAGGCUGGAUCCUGAUAAGAUUUUUGGUAAAAUGCCACCAUUACAAAUUCAAGCUAUUUUCCCCCGGACAAGACCCAUCAUACCAGAAGAAGCACCUCCAUAAUUUGUGUUGUGACACCUCGUGUUUUCUUUGACAAUAGAUAGUAAAUAAUUCAUUUAUAUUGACACAGAAUACAGAAAUAUUAACAAGUUACCCGCAUUUUCAUUCUCUACAAAGAAUGACUUUUUUAAAUUCAUUUUAAUUGAUUUAAUAAUUACACUUAAUUGCUUGACAAAAUUUUUUUCUGAGA